Molecule: messenger RNA, 6785 nt
Organism: Manduca sexta (tobacco hornworm)
Lineage: Eukaryota; Metazoa; Arthropoda; Insecta; Lepidoptera; Sphingidae
Gene: shep
Product: protein alan shepard
Exons: 10
Coding region: 524-1933 (469 amino acids)
Cellular component (GO): nucleus; cytosol; ribonucleoprotein complex
Molecular function (GO): poly(A) binding; mRNA 3'-UTR binding; poly(U) RNA binding
Source: RefSeq, a predicted model, not a curated record
UGAUUCAUAUUAUUCGGUUUGCGGGCGAGUUGAACGUCUUCCAUUAUUGUCAUUCAUCGGAGGAAGUGGGCGGCGAGGGGCGGCGCGGGUGUCGGCGGCAGCCCCCCGCGCGGUUCUCAGUCGCUCGCCGACACUCUCGCCGCCAGCACGCGAGAGCCGCGAUGCACGUCGCCUACGCUUGACGCAUUCAGUCUCGGUCCGCGUGUGUAUACCCUCUCCCGAUCCGACACCAGUGGUGGACCGAGCCCGGAGCCGCGUACAGUGCAGUACCCGCAGCAAGUGCACCGUCGGACUAGCGGUCCGAGCGGAGCGUGUCCAGCCGCUGCGCCGCCGGUGUUCGCCAGCACCAGCACCGACCCGGCUGGCUCGGCCCGCUGCCGGCACGGCCCAGCUGACCGGCGCGUCUACUGCCUGCGAGCGCACGAGUAGCGGCGGUUGUCGUUCAGCCAGCGGCGCGGGCGUGGGCGCAGUGACGGUCGCGAGCGCGGGCGCAGGCGCGGGCGCGGGCGCGUGCGCGGCGCGUAUGGCUAGCGCAGGCGCGCAGUACCGCGGCGGAACGCAGCAGUGGGCCGCGGCGUAUGCGCCGCAGCCCUGCCGCUAUCCGCCGCCGCAGCCCCAGCCGUACGCGGCAGCGCCGAGCCCCUACACGCCACACCAAGCGUUGUAUUUGCAGUACAGUGGUGCGAGUAUGGGAGGCGGCUGCGGCGCGACGGGCACGCGGGUGCCGACGGCGGCGUCGCCUGCCAACACGGCGUCGUCAUCAUCGUCCAACACGGGUUCGGCGGGCGGCACGCGCUCCACCAGCCUGAGCACCGCACCACCGCCCCCCGCCUCCUCAACCUCCACCACCGGAGCCGGCGGCGAACAGCUCAGCCGCACUAACCUAUACAUUCGGGGCCUUAACCAGAACACCACCGAUAAGGACCUUGUCCAAAUGUGCCAGAUGUAUGGCAACAUUAUCUCAACAAAAGCAAUUUUGGAUAAAAAUACGAAUAAAUGUAAAGGUUACGGUUUUGUAGAUUUUGAAACGAUCGCGUCAGCAGAGGCAGCUGUUAAAGGAUUACAAGCGAAAGGUGUUCAGGCCCAGAUGGCUAAAGUGGGUAUCUGGUUCCUGCGUAGACUGAACCGUCAACAAGAACAAGACCCGACAAACCUGUACAUGGCCAACCUGCCGCCGCACUUUAAGGAGAACGAUGUGGACCAACUGCUGGCCAAGUUCGGCCAGGUGGUCUCCACACGGAUCCUGCGCGACACCCACGGGCAGAGCAAAGGCGUUGGCUUUGCGCGGAUGGAGUCUAGGGAGAAAUGCGAGCAGAUUAUUCAAAUGUUUAAUGGCAACGCUAUACCGGGUGCCAAGGAGCCUCUACUAGUAAAGUUCGCUGACGGCGGUAAUAAGAAGAAAGCACUCUAUAACAAACAAAACGACAACAAUGGCCGAGCAUGGCGGGACAACAACGAAUCCAUUACACAGUUGGUGGAAUGCUUCCAGGCGGCCAUGGCUGUGAGCGGCGUUUACACGGGCGGUGUAGGCGGCGCGGGCGCAGGCGGCGAGUGCGCCGGCGUUUACCGCGGCGGCGCCAGCGUGUACGGCGUGGCGGCGUUCCACCACCACCCGCAGCUGCACCACCAUCACGCGGCGCAUCCCACUACCUGGCUGGCGCCGUACGCCACGCUCAUCCCGCCCGCGCAUCCUGCGCACCACGCCGCGCACCCUGCGCAUCCCACGCACAUACCCAUCGACACCGUGCCUAGCCAAUACGUAAACUGGGACAGCUUAAGGCCGGAAAAUGAGUUAUACUACUUCGCGUCGCACCCGUACCAGUACUUCGCGGGCCCCACUCCGCCGAUCAUCCAGAUGCCGAUGGAGAGCGAGCACGCGUCGACGGCGGCGUCGCCCGACGAGGCCUACCAGCCGUACCCGCCUCCCAAGUAGACCGUAAGCCACGCGACAACAUUAUAUGCUGUACACGAGCCAAAAAUCAAAGCAACUGUGAAAUCUUACAAUGUUAAUUUGUUUUAGUUUUAAUUUGCGGCCGUUAUAGACUUCAUCGAAAGCUCCGCUCGCGCGACUCUCGUCGCCGCCGCCUUCUGACUAGUUCUAAGCUGAUUAUACUUUGUGAUUAUACGUUGACUGUUUGUUUUGUUGACGGGCUUCGCUCCGGCCGAUUGUCGACACUGCUGGUCGUUCGAUUCGCUGUGAUGUUUUGAUGAGGUCUUCUGACGGUUCGACGAGAGGAUUUGAUGUAUAGAAAAUGGGUGCAAUUUUAAAUGUGUUUUUACAUUAUAAUUUUAUUAUUGUUUUAUGAAGAAAUAAAUUUAAGAUUCUAGGCACAGGUAUUGAACAUGUUGAAAAGAUUAUUUAAGAUAGUUAGGUAUUUAUUUUAGCAUAGUGUAAUCCACGAUUAAACUAUAAUUUUGAAAAUGUCCUCGAAGCAGGGAAUAUUGGGAAAUUUUAUUUUCAAUUCAGUGUCAUAUGUAAAACGCUAAGAUUACUGAUUUAUGAAAAGUAGUUUCUACGAUUUUAUUACAAUAAAACCGUGCAAUCCGCAUUCAUUAUUUUAUAUAAAUUAUUUUAAAAAAUUACCAUUGAUGUAUGUUUUUAUUAAUUUUAAUAUUUUAUUAUUUUAAAUCAAUCAGGCAUAGGAAGAGAGCAAUACCUAAGUGGGGUUGGAUAGGAAUGUUAAGUGGUUAAUGGUCAUAUCAUGUGGAAUCAAAAAAUCAAAACUAUAUACUAACAAAUUUAUAAAAAUGAAACGAUUUUAUGUGUGUAAUGGUUAGUAGAGGUGGUUGCACCGAUUAAAUCUUGUACGAUAAUAAAUUUCAGAAGAUUUUGAAUCUUCCAUGGAUAAUACGUAUUUUUAAAAUACAGUGAAGGAUAAACGCUUGUUAUUUCAUAUUGUAGUAGAAAAAAAACAUAAAUUCAGGCAGCUUUACGAGGCAAACGUACAAUACGCUGGGGAUUUACUACAGUUGAUGUUCGGGCGUAGAUACCUCUGCGUCACUGCGUGGCACUCACGGAGAUAUCCUAAUGUAGGUACAUGUUCAAAAUAUGUUUAUCAAUGGUGCUUUAUACCAUAAUAUGUAAACACGCUUUGCAGUAUUAUCAACGAUUAAUGUAUAUUGUACAGGCGCAGUCUUCCACGAGAACGCAAAUUAUUUUCGUAUCAUUGUGAAUAUUUACGACAACGGCACCUCCGAUAUCCUAUAAUAAAUCACUAUCUUCCAAACACUUCGAUGUAACUAACAUUAUAUCCGUCUGUUACUGGAAACAGAGUAUUCUUAAAUUUAUUUCACGACGGUCAAAGACAAAUAUUUCGUUCAUCUAAUAGUAGGUAAGCAUGUUUUAGCUUUCGUUUGUAGUGCGUACGUACUGAAAGUAUAGCAAACAUGUUCACGUCUCAAUAACAAUAACUUCGUUGCCAAACCCAAAAUACAGACUGAAUUUAUGUAUACCUAUUGUUAACUUCCAUAUAGUUGUUAUCCGAGUUUCGUUUCACGAAGGAAUGAUAACUUGCACUGGCUGUUGGUCGGAUCGUAGCAGUGACGUAUCGUGUGAUAUCGCGUAAUACCUGGCGCUCGCACUCGCGACCCACCGGUCGCGGGGCCUCAAAUCGUUUGCGCUUAUGGCACGACAGUGCUGAUAAUACGGCAACCUUUAGCAAUAAGCAGUUGUUUGUAAAGUCUAUUUAUAUCUACAUUUUACGAGUCUAUACAAAUUUUUGUACGUUGAAAACUCAUGUUUGAAUACGUGAUUAAUGAAGUGAUCCUUUUUUGAGAAUCAUGUACUGAAUCAACUGUAGUUGUUAUUAUGUAGGCGGUCGGCACAUUCCACUAGAAAACUUCAAACAAAAAUUCCACGAUUGAUUUCCACAUUAUGAAAUGUAAAGGAUUUGAAAUCCAAGGUGUGAGCACCGUUUUGGUGUAAAUGAACACUUUUUGUACCAUCACGUAGGUUUUGGGUACACUUUAUGACUUUAUAUGAAAUUUGAUAUUUUUAUAUUGAAUAUAUAUAAAUUAUACAUGGAUAUGUAUACAUGUAUAUACAUUGUUGAUGGGUACGAGUAAAAGCCUACUAUAUCGCAACUGUUUAAUUCUAUUUUGGCACGUCAAGAGUUUCAUCAGAACCAAAGUAUACAAAUCAUUAAAAUCGAGUAAGAAGUAGGAAGAUAUUUAUACAACUCAGGGACUGAAGACUAGUUAAAUGUUUGAUAUAUAACUGUAUUUUAACUGACGAUUAAGCGGUAACCUCUUUAUUCAAAACCUGUGUACCAAGUACCAAGUAAGGAACAAUAUCUACACAAGUCAGGAACUGACGCUAGCUGACGACAGGUUUUGAAUGAACAAAACGUAGAUUUUGAACGGAUAUGUAGAUCUGUAUUACAUUUGUUUCAUUCAUUUGUUUUAUUCAUAAUAAGGCUGAAUUUUUCACUAUUUUCCGUAAAUGAAUUACUUUUGGAAUGUACAUAAAUUAGCUGGUGAUAUUUUCACACGUAUGUAACAUACUGCUAAAGAAUUUCACAUAGAGGCACAAUAUCCAGUACUUAAUAUGGACGGAGAAUUCGCAAGCACGUAGCCCCGAAUAGUUGUUACUUAGCUGACUGCCUGACUGUACCUACUGUGCGAUCGCAAUGAGUUUGCUAACAAUAUCAGCUCUUGAUACUAAACGCUCACGUCACAAGGCUAAGAAAAAGUGAGAUUUUUAUUAGUAUAACGUUUGAGUAAAACUUACUGAACCAUAAUACUCCAUAGAUCAGUAUUAUACUUGUAUAAUUUCUGGUCAUGCCAAAUUUAUUGAACUGACUAAGAAACCGCCUUUAAUUCUUGUGAAAAUUUGAUAACCGUGAAGUGCAAUGCAGUACCGAGUGACGAGUGGCGCUUGGUACUUAGUUAAGUAAAUGAACGUGUAGAGUUCCACGCACAUUGUGGCUUCCUGUAAAUGCAGUCUUCCGAUAGAUAUUUCCGCUAAUUGUUGCAUUUAAAAUUGAUGUCAGUGUAUUACGGUUUGUUCUGUUCAGAAGUGCACCGAUCAUCCAUGUACAGACGAUUUUAAUGUCCCGCACCACAUCCUUACCGUUUUUUGUUCGACACAGCACAUUUCAUUCCACAAUGCAAAUCGAUUCUCCUUGAAUGUAUGAUAAAGAUAUUAGAAUAGAAUUACAAAUACACCAAUUCAUUUUAAGUGACGUAGAUACAUAGCGUGGCACGGUUCUGUAGAAUAGUACCGUCAAAGAGGAAACUAUUUUAGCACUAAAUUAUUUUUCUAAUGCUUUCCUUCCAUUUUAAGCAAUAAUACAUUAAUUUGAUGGUAGUGCCUUCAGCUUCCUUUUAAAGUAAUAUUCAGAUGUUACAGUAUAGCAGUUGCAUGUGCUUUACACGAUAUUUUUACAGGUAAUAAAGACCUUACCGUAUUCAUAAACGUAGUGAUAAUGUUAAAAAAAUAACUAUGUUUAUAAUAUUUUGUAAUAACAACAGAAACAUGAUAAUGUGGCUGUCUAAUCGUUGCAUUUUUCACACAUGAUGUAAAAAUUUAACGUAAAAUAAAGUCAUAGAUGUUCCUAGUUAACUCGCUUCAAACAUUCUUGACAUGUGUGAUAAAUACUUUACUCGAGAGAUUACGAACGUCAUGUGAUGUACGCGUGUCGCGUAGUGAAGUCUGGCCGCGUCGCAGGCGCAGUGCCGGCCACGGUACCUACGGGCUACCGAGUACUGGAGUACUGCCUGCAAACGGUGCGCGCACGCAUCGGGAACCAAGUCUUGAAAACCAAAACUAUGACUCAACUGAUAAUCAUGUCGAUGAAUAGGAUUGAAGUGUUAAGUAAAUAUUUUUAAAAUUAAGUCCUUUAAGUAUAAAUGAAAGUUCGACCCGUUUUUAAAUGAGAAUAGUGAAGCUAUCGGUACGAAGACGAAUUGAUGGCUAGUUCAUAAUCUAGGCUUAACUCUAGUUAGGAUAGAAUAGCAAAAAAUGUUCGACGCUAAGAUAGAAUAUAACCGUAGAUUAAUAUAUUGCCCGCGGACGGGGCCCGAGCGCGCCUCCUGCCGGCUCUAGGGUAGUUUCCUUUGUUAGUUUAAUAUUUAAUUUGAUGGACUGAAGCCGGCACGCGGCGCACCGCUCCGCGCGCGGCCCUCGUAAGGGAACUCUAACAAAUAGUAAACACAUUCUCGACCUAAGUUUCAGUUGAACAACUUUGCUUUCACCUCUUUUGUUAUGUAGUUGACUAAGUGUAAAGAUGGAAAACUAAGGAAAAAAAAACUGUCGGAAAUGUUGAUAAGAUUGUAAUUGUCCAAUGUGUAUUUAAUAUAGUGUGGUGUUCUACCCAGCAGACUAGUCUAGAGAGUAGAAUAGUUUAGAUAAAACAUUUAGUUAGGUAGUAUAGAAAUACGAAAUGCAAAAAUAAAACUUCAUAAAAUGUAAAAAAAAAGAAAUGAAAUUGUUGGUAAGAAAGAAUAUUUUUAAGGGACAUGUUGCUUCGUUGUGUUAUGAUGUGAGGUUUGGCAUAACUAUGAUAAUAGUGUAAAAGCAUUUCUCGCAGAGAAAAGACAAAGAGAAUGUUAUGUAUCUAUUUUGUUACAAAGUGUUUGCAAGUUUCUAUAUUAUGCUAUGAGCAUUUUAUGUGACCCGCAUUAUUUAUAGUUAUGCUGAAUGGAAACUAAAAUAAUAUAUAAAUAAAUCAAAAUGGUACUAAGAAGCAUGUUUUAUUGUGACGAGUCAUGUUCCUUUGCAUUGAACAUAUUUUGUAAGAGCAAAUGAUUGAAAUAAAACGAGCGAAACCAAAACUAGUACAUUA